Molecule: messenger RNA, 684 nt
Organism: Pelodiscus sinensis (Chinese soft-shelled turtle)
Lineage: Eukaryota; Metazoa; Chordata; Testudines; Trionychidae
Source: the annotation of a RefSeq genome assembly
AUGAACUUAACAAUUUUUGAUCAAUUCUUAAGCCCACAAAUCCUAGGAUUACCAUUAAUAACAUUAGCCAUUAUUUUACCAUCAAUAAUAUGACCCUCCCAAAACAAUCGAUGAUUAAACAAUCGCCUUUCAACUUUACAAUCAUGAUUUAUUAAUAUAAUUACAAAACAACUAAUAAUACCAAUCAAUAAGUCAGGACAUCAAUGAUCUACAAUCUUAAUAUCAUUAAUUAUUCUUCUACUAACUGUUAACCUAUUAGGAUUAUUACCAUACACAUUCACACCAACUACACAACUCUCAAUAAAUAUAGCACUAGCUAUCCCAUUAUGAUUAGCCACCGUACUCACAGGACUACGAAACCAAACAACAAAAUCACUAGGACACCUCUUACCAGAAGGCACGCCCGCUCCACUUAUCCCAACCCUUAUUAUCAUCGAAACUAUUAGUUUAUUAAUCCGACCUUUAGCUUUAGGUGUGCGACUAACAGCCAACCUAACAGCUGGGCAUCUAUUAAUUCAAUUAAUCUCCACCACCAUCAUCAUCCUAUUACCAACAGCACCAAUAUUAUCUAUAUUAACCUCAAUUAUCCUAUUAUUACUAACACUACUAGAAUUAGCUGUCGCAUUGAUCCAAGCAUACGUAUUCGUUUUACUAUUAAGCCUAUACUUACAAGAAAAUGUCUAA